Eutrema salsugineum is the source of this 405-nucleotide messenger RNA. RefSeq names its product zinc finger A20 and AN1 domain-containing stress-associated protein 10. The coding region runs from base 1 to 405 and encodes 134 amino acids. The record is from RefSeq and is a predicted model, not a curated record. Gene Ontology annotation, molecular function: zinc ion binding; DNA binding. Lineage: Eukaryota; Viridiplantae; Streptophyta; Magnoliopsida; Brassicales; Brassicaceae. The transcript has a single exon.
AUGAUUAAUGCAAAGGAAACAGAAGAAGCAUUACCAUGCGCAGGAGGCUGUGGACUUUUUGGCACCCGAAAGAACAACAAUCUCUGUUCCCUCUGCUACAAGCAGAGUGUUCUUCAGCAAUUUCCCCCUCUUAGGUUCGAACCCGAGACCAAGCCAUCACUGGUUUGCCCUCCUACGAAUCUUCCCGCCACUUCAGAAGAACCGGUCGGAAUCAAACGAAGAUGCGGGAUGUGUCAGAGGAAGGUAGGGAUGUUGGGAUUCAACUGCAGAUGCGGACACAUGUUUUGCGGGUCCCAUCGGUAUCCGGAGGAGCAUUCUUGUCCCUUCGAUUACAAACAUUCUGGACGGCUUGGAUUGGCCAAACAAUUGCCUUUGAUCAGAACUGAGAAGCUGCAAAGAUUUUAG